Messenger RNA from Eubalaena glacialis (North Atlantic right whale), 1728 nucleotides. It is a transcript of the gene EFCAB12, whose product is annotated as EF-hand calcium binding domain 12. Gene Ontology annotation, molecular function: calcium ion binding. The record is from RefSeq and is a predicted model, not a curated record. The coding region runs from base 1 to 1728 and encodes 575 amino acids. The transcript is spliced from 9 exons. NCBI's taxonomy places the organism in Eukaryota, Metazoa, Chordata, Mammalia, Artiodactyla, Balaenidae.
AUGGACUAUUCUUCUGAAGCGUACGAGGCUGUGUUUCGGUCUCUGCUCCGGUUCUACCAGUCUAAGUCCUUGGUUGACGAUGAAAACGCCAGCAAGGAGCCCAUGUUCAACCCUGAAGCGGUCAUCGCCCACUGCUUCAAGCAGUUCAAGCAGGAGGACUUCCAUCUGCCUCAGAGCCCCAGGAGGAUCAUCAUCUUGCCUCGAAAGGAGGCUCUGAUGCCCGUCAAUCCCACCCCCCAACCCCAGGCUCCCCCCAAGCCCACCCCCAGCUCCAAAGCCCUGGAAGUUGGGGACAUCCAAGAACAGCCAGAGGACCCAAGGGCCUGGCUGACCCAGAGGCUGACGUUUCGGCAGGACCUGGAGUCAUUUGGCAACAUAGAGAGGUGGCUGCAGAACAAGUCCAGACUCACGCCUUCGGAGGCCAAGGUCCUACGUGAGAGCCACAAGGAGCACGAGGCCCGGCUGAUGGGCCAGCUGGCCACUACCAGAGACACCAAGAAGAAAAGCCUGCGACCCCUCCACCGGCAAGUGCCCCAGCUACAACUGCCCGAACCCUCUGCCCUGUCGGCCUUGUACUCUUACCUGUGUAGCCACAAGAUCAAGAUCCAGGAGGUAUUUCACAAGGUGGAGCAGGGCAAGAACCAGAGGAUCUCCAGGGAGGAGUUCAUCACGGCUCUGAAGGCGGUUGGAGUCCCUCUGAAAAGCCAGGAGGUGGAGGACAUCGUGAUCUAUCUCAGCUCUCUGGGAAAGCACAACAGCAUCACCGGGGAUAGCCUGGCCAGCACCUACAAGCAGUGGUCUUUGGCUCAGCAGAAAAGCACCCUGGCAACUGCAACAGAGUACUACAGAUCUGCCAAGGACAGUGGUUCCCCACAGGGUCCAUCCAAGAAGCAGCAGGUGAAUUUAGCCCCAGAGCCUCUCAAGAUGGACCUGCUGACCGUGCCCGUGGUAGACAUCGAGAUGGAGGCACGGCCCAUGACCCUGGAGGAGAUGGAGGAUGUGGGCAAGCGGUACCGCGAGAAGAAGCGGCAGAGCAAGCUCACCAUCCCCUCCAUCCAGUACACGGAGCAGUGCCGCCUGGUGCGCAGCGGAAACAAGCACUUUGAUGAGCACUGCCUCCCGUCCACCAUCCACGGGGAGAUGGAGGCGGUCAUCAACAGGUCGCGCACCCGCACCUUUCUGGUCUACCUGCAGUGCUGGAAGCUCUGCAAAUCCUACGGCCUCCCGCUGACCGAGAACGUCCUCGUGAGAGCCCUGAUGUACCCGGGGGACAAGAUCAUUUUGCAGAAGGACCAGGUGCGUCCGAUCCGGCAACCGGGAGGCUACUACUCAGACCUGAAGAUCUUCAGUCCGAACCUGGCCCUGCUCCGAUCCCAGGGCGUUUCCAAACCUGUGGCUCAGAAGCCUGACAAGAACAUGCUGAAGAAAAUCAAGAAAGUCAGCUUUAAGAAGUUUGAGGAAUUCACCAGGAAGCUGAAGGCGAAGAGGCCCAGUGGUCCGCAGCUAACCCAUCCCAAUUUCUUCUGGCCGGGUCACCUCCUGGACAAGCUACAGCUCUACCUGCCCACUGUGACCGUGGACCGGAGCCUGGCGCUCUUCAGUUGUGUCCAACACCGGUCCCAGGCCUACUCAGCCACCUACCAUCCCGACCACUGGUGGCGCAUUAAGGACAUGAACUACAUGACCUAUUCCUAUUACGAUGCCCCCAAGAUCUACCACAUCAACUAG